AUGCAUUCUCCCGGCGCUCUAGCAUUGCUUUCACUGGCAUUCGCUCCUUUGGCGCGCUCCCAAGCUGACACACAAGCUACGCUGCAGGUUGCCGCUAGAGAAGACGGCCUCGCAUUCUCUCCUCCUCACUAUCCGUCACCAUGGAUGGAUCCCGCGGCCCCGGGCUGGGAAAAUGCCUACGCCAGAGCCAAGGAUUUUGUGUCGCAAUUGACGCUCACUGAGAAAGUCAACCUGACCACCGGUGUUGGAUGGAUGUCAGAACGAUGUGUCGGCAACGCUGGAUCUAUCCCUCGCCUUGGCAUGCGUGGACUGUGCAUGCAGGAUGGCCCUCUGGGUCUCAGACUCUCAGAUUACAACAGCGCCUUUCCUGGUGGCAUCACUGCUGGUGCUUCAUGGAGCCGUACGCUCUGGCACGAGCGCGGUCUCUUGAUGGGCACUGAGGCCAACGAGAAGGGAGUAGACGUUCUCCUCGGUCCCGCGUCUGGCCCGCUUGGUCGCGCCCCUACCGGUGGCCGGAACUGGGAGGGCUUCACUGUUGACCCCUACAUGGCCGGCAUCGCCCUGUCUGAGACUUCCAUGGGCAUCCAGGAGGGCGGCGUGAUUGCUACCGCGAAGCAUUACAUCGGCAACGAGCAAGAACACUUCCGACAGGCCCCCGAGGCCGUGGGUUAUGGUUACAACAUCACCGAGUCCAUGUCGUCCAACAUCGAUGACAAGACCCUCCACGAGCUCUAUGUAUGGCCUUUUGCCGACGCUGUCCGCGCUGGUGUGGGUGCCAUCAUGUGCUCCUACCAGCAAGUCAACAACUCGUACUCGUGCCAAAACUCGAAGAUCAUCAACGGUAUCCUCAAGGACGAGCUUGGCUUCCAGGGUUUCGUCAUGAGCGACUGGCAGGCUCAACAUGCCGGUGCCGCCACUGCUGCUGCCGGCCUCGACAUGACCAUGCCCGGCGACCCCACCUUCAACUCCGGUCUUAGCUUCUGGGGAGCCAACCAGACCCUGGCCGUCAUCAACGGUACCGUUCCCGAAUGGAGAAUCGACGACAUGGCCAUGCGAAUCAUGGCCUCCUUUUUCAAGGUUGGCCGAACUGUUGAGAGUAUGCCCGACAUCAACUUCUCAUCAUGGUCUCGCGAUACCUUUGGCUACGUUCAGAUUGCCGCCAAAGAGAACUGGGAGCAGAUCAACUUCGGAGUUGAUGUCCGCCAUGACCACGGCCAACACAUUCGUGAAGCUGCCGCCAAGGGCAGUGUCCUACUCAAGAACACCGGUUCUUUGCCACUGAACAAGCCCAAGUUUGUCGCCGUCAUUGGCGAGGAUGCUGGAGGCAACCCUGCCGGCCCCAACGGGUGCAGCGAUCGCGGAUGUGACAACGGAACUCUUGCCAUGGCUUGGGGCUCGGGAACUUCCCAGUUCUCAUACCUGGUCACCCCGGACCAAGCUCUCCAGGCUCAAGCCCUUACAGACGGCACUCGAUACGAAAGCAUCCUCAACAAUAACCAGUGGGCACAGGUUAGCCAGGUUAUUGCCCAGCCCAACGUCACCGCUAUCGUCUUCGCCAAUGCCGACUCUGGGGAGGGGUAUAUCAAUGUCGAUGGGAACGAGGGCGACCGCAAGAACCUGACUCUCUGGAAGGAAGGCGACGACCUCAUCAAGAAUGUCUCUUCCAUCUGCCCUAACACGAUCGUUGUGCUUCACACAGUCGGCCCAGUCCUUCUGACCGAGUGGUAUGACAACCCCAACAUCACUGCCAUCGUCUGGGCUGGUCUUCCUGGCCAGGAAUCCGGCAACUCGAUUGCCGACAUUCUCUACGGCAAGACGAGUCCCGGCCGAUCGCCCUUCACCUGGGGUCGCACCCGCAACAGCUACGGCACAGAUGUCCUGUACGAGCCCAACAAUGGCGAGGGUGCUCCCCAGCACGAAUUUUCUGAGGGUGUUUUCAUCGACUACCGCCACUUCGACCGCAACUCUCCCAGCACCGAUCGUACAGCCGCCUCCAACGACUCCGCUGCGCCCCUCUACGAGUUUGGCUUUGGUCUUUCCUGGAGCACCUUUGAGUACUCUAGCCUUGAGAUUCAACCUCAUAUUGACACCACCUACGAACCCACCUCUGGUGACACGAUUGCCGCUCCUGAGCUGGGCAACUUCAGCACCGACCUGUCCGAUUAUACUUUCCCGUCCAACAUCCGAUACAUCUACCAGUUCAUCUACCCCUGGCUUAACACCUCAUCCUCUGGCAAGGAGGCCUCAGCCGAUCCCUACUAUGGCCAAACCGCCGAAGAAUUCCUCCCCCCCAAGGCCGUCGAUGGCUCUCCCCAGCCCAAGAACCCGGCCGGUGGUGCACCCGGUGGCAAUUCUCAGCUUUGGGAUGUCCUCUACACCGUCUCCGCAACCAUCACCAACACCGGUAGCGCUACGUCUGACGAGAUUCCUCAACUUUACAUCAGCCUUGGUGGCGAAAACGAGCCCAUCCGUGUUCUGCGCGGCUUUGAGCGCAUAGAGGGCAUCGCGCCUGGCCAGAGCGUCAUCUUCACUGCCGACAUCACACGCCGUGACCUAAGCAACUGGGAUGUUACAUCACAGAACUGGGUCAUCACGGAGCAUGAGAAGACGGUGUACGUUGGUAGUAGUUCAAGGAACCUACCCCUCAGUGCGGUUUUGGAGCAGAGCUACAGCACAUGA
Ilyonectria robusta is the source of this 2679-nucleotide messenger RNA. Its product is annotated as glycosyl hydrolase family 3 N terminal domain-containing protein. The coding region runs from base 1 to 2679 and encodes 892 amino acids. Gene Ontology annotation, molecular function: beta-glucosidase activity. The record is from RefSeq and is a predicted model, not a curated record. The transcript is spliced from 3 exons. Lineage: Eukaryota; Fungi; Ascomycota; Sordariomycetes; Hypocreales; Nectriaceae. Gene Ontology annotation, biological process: glucan catabolic process.